AAACAAUGACGUAGUUGACAUUGCAUGUACUUCCGCUCGACUCAGUGAGUCCCUAAACGCAACACGUCCACGAAGGCUAGACGUUUCUCUUCGCAGUUGAGCUCCUUCCUACCCAACAGAAUGAAUGUGGGUGUGGCACACAGUGAGGUGAACCCCAACACCCGGGUCAUGAACAGUCGAGGGAUCUGGCUGACCUAUGCGCUCGGUGUUGGAAUACUUCACAUUGUGCUCUUGAGCAUACCAUUCUUCAGUGUACAAGUGGUGUGGACUCUCACUAAUGUCAUCCACAACUUUGGAAUGUACGUGUUUAUGCAUGCAGUGAAAGGGACGCCCUUUGAGACCCCUGACCAGGGAAAGGCAAGACUUCUUACACACUGGGAACAGCUCGAUUAUGGCUUGCAGUUCACAUCUUCUAGAAAAUUCUUCACCAUUUCCCCAAUAAUCAUAUAUUUCCUGGCAAGUUUCUACACAAAAUAUGACACAACACAUUUCUUUAUAAACACUACGUCACUUUUAAGCGUGCUGAUCCCAAAACUACCACAACUGCACAGAGUGAGAAUCUUCGGGAUCAACAAAUACUAAUUGUGGUUUAUUCAUCGUGUAUUCUGUGUAACACGUGCAGUUAAUUACCAUAACUCCAUUGUCACUCAAAUCAGUCAGAAAACAUUUUUAAUGUGGAAACUUUUGGAGAGCGGAUGCAAUGUGCAUUUCUAACUUGCGUUACGAUAUGUUGUGGUCUGAUCGGGCCUGGGCUGGCCCAGGAAUCAGACUUUUUGUAUUUUUAUGUAUUUUUCUUCUGAUCCUUCUCCAUUGAUUUUGUGAAUUUACAGCUGUACAAAGAAAGCAACAGUUUUAUGGUUUAUUGUAACUGAGAAAAAUAGAGAAAAAGCACAAAUCCAGAAAAAAAAUGAAAUAAGUGAACAUUUUAUAUUUUCUUGUGGAUAAUAAUAAUAAUAAUGCAAA
Messenger RNA from Nerophis lumbriciformis (worm pipefish), 963 nucleotides. RefSeq names its product ORMDL sphingolipid biosynthesis regulator 1 (gene ormdl1). Lineage: Eukaryota; Metazoa; Chordata; Actinopteri; Syngnathiformes; Syngnathidae. Gene Ontology annotation, cellular component: endoplasmic reticulum membrane. The record is from RefSeq and is a predicted model, not a curated record.